Rubroshorea leprosula is the source of this 746-nucleotide messenger RNA. The record is from the annotation of a GenBank genome assembly. NCBI's taxonomy places the organism in Eukaryota, Viridiplantae, Streptophyta, Magnoliopsida, Malvales, Dipterocarpaceae.
CAAUUAUGCAUGUUUUGUUCAUUUCAGUCCAUACAAUGGAGGAACUGAAGCUCACUGGAAAUCAUUUAAAAGGUUCCCGACCCAUUUUGACUUUUUCUGGCAAUUUUGAAAAGGAUGCUCACUGGAAGCUUAUGAAGGAGAUGAUCAUGCAGAUAUUUGGAACUCCAAAGGAGCAUAGGAAAUCUAAGCCUUACUAUGAUCAUGUCUUUGUUUUUUCCAUUGUUGAUGACCACAUAUGGUUCCGCAAUUACCAGAUAACUGUCCCUCAUAAUGAAUCCGAUAAAGUGGUUCGAGGAGGCCUAGAUAAAAUGACACUUGUUGAGGUUGGUCCAAGAUUUUGUUUGAAUCCAAUCAAGGUCUUUGGUGGCAGCUUUGGUGGUCCAACACUGUAUGAAAAUCCUUUCUACGUUUCACCGAACCAGAUCCGAGCACUGGAGAAAAAACAGAAGGCUGGGAAGUAUGCUAAGAAAGUCAAAGCCAAGACAAGGCGGAAAAUGCAUGAGCUAUCAAAUCCAUUGGAGCCUGAUGAGUUUGCAGAUAUGUGGAAGUAGUGACAUUCACCAAGUUUCGUCACUUAACAAUCAUAAAUUCAAAAUUUGCUAGAAAAUCUUUGUUGUAUCCUGCUUUUGAAGAUUCGACUCAUCCUUUAUUCUUUUUCCAAUUUUGAUCUUUGUCUGCUGAGACAAUUAUUACCGUUUAUUCCUAGAUUAUUAACAUUAUAUAUUAAAUCAAAGAUGUGUUAUAGA